Mya arenaria is the source of this 1005-nucleotide messenger RNA. Its product is annotated as short-chain collagen C4-like. The transcript is spliced from 3 exons. Lineage: Eukaryota; Metazoa; Mollusca; Bivalvia; Myida; Myidae. Bases 22 to 822 code for a protein of 266 amino acids. The record is from RefSeq and is a predicted model, not a curated record.
CAAAGACUAAGUCAAUCAGACAUGGAAGGAAUAUUCGCAAAGUUUCUUUUAAUCGUCUAUGCCAUACUGGUCUCAAGUGCCGGAAGUGACGUUGUCAAACGCGUGCUGCUGCACACUGACGUAGAUGUUGUCAAUGAGCUGAAUAGACUGACGUCGGAGGUGGCAUCACUCACUCAAAGUCUCUCAUCUCUCACACAGCGUCUUGACAUGCAGGACCAUGAGAUUGCUGCCUUGAAAUCUACAGCCAGCAGUUCGAUUUACACAAGAUGGGGGCGAACUACUUGUCCAGGAAAUGGCUCAUCUCUUGUAUACAAAGGUUACAUGGCAGGGACAUCCUUGGAUGAUCACUCAGCGCACGGCGAAGGUUCCAACUAUUUUUGCCUGAGUGAUACACCAAUAUGGGACCACUACAGUGAAGGAGUGGACAACGGCAUCUUUUUAUCUGGAGUCGAAUACGCUUUCCAUCCACACUUUCAAUCUUCGUCCCUAUCACAGUUUUUUGGCUCCAAUAUCGUACAAGGAGAGGCGCCCUGUGCAAUUUGCAAGGUCAUCAGAGAAACAUCAGUUAUGAUUCCGGGCCGAAAAGACUGCUACCCGGGAUGGACCAAAGAAUAUUCUGGCUAUCUUGUAGGUGGAUAUCCGGGCUAUGGCGACUCUAGUGAACUCGUUUGCCUCGACAGACGUCCAGAGAUCCUGCUUGAUGAUGGUAAAUUUCAAGGUGAAAACUUGUUGUAUUUUGUCGAGGCGCACUGCAAUGGCGGUCUUACAUGUCCACCGUACGUGAAUGGAAGAGAGAUUUCCUGCGUUGUCUGUUCAAACUAAUCGGAAAUAUGUGUUGGGGGGGAUGCGAAAAUACCCAAUAUUCAUGUCAUUUUUUCAAUAAAGAGGUACAUUUCAACAAAAAAAAUUAGGCCCUUAUCCUGCAUUUUAUUCAUCACACUUAAUUUUAAUGUACAUGUAACACUAUUGUGCAAAAUGAAGUUUGUAUUUUAAUGCUGUAUAAAA